AUGUAUGUGACCAGGCCUCUUUCUCGCUACUUGAAGUUUCCUGAUUCUCUUUCAUUACCACCUGAGGGUCCAAAUUCUGGCUAUUUAGUUCUUCAAGAUGAAGAGUCUGAGACCACUACUUGUUUCGGAUUGUGUAAGGACAGUGAACUCCAAGAUCUGCCAUUUCCUCAGAACAAGGACCUAACUGUUCACUACGGAUCAGAUGAUGAAGAUGUUGCCUUCAUUCCAGUUCUUAAUCAGCCAUUGUCUUCCAAUCUUUAUUAUGCGAUAAAGCCGCAUCGGAAGCAUAAAGGGGAAGCAUACACUUGUUCAGCUAAAAAAAACGAGACUGUUGGCUGUUUUGGCAUAAGCGCUCGAGAUGUAAAGCCAAGGCCAUUAAAUCCCCAUGACAUGUAUCAACAAUUUGAGAUUUUUCUUUACCCACAACCACAAGGUUGCUAUGGGGGUGGUUUCUACGCAAAAUCUGUUGCACCAAAUGGGCAUCCUCCAAACUUCCUGAGGAGAAAAGGGUGGAAAAUUUAUACCAAAACCCCACCCAAAAAGUAUGAAUUGGGUGAAGCUCCAGGCCUCAACACUGCCCUUCGUGCUCGCCUUCCAGAAUUCAACUUCCCGUUAGCAUGUGAAAUUUCUGAAGCUGUCACCAUUGGCAAGUGGUAUUGUCCUUUUAUGUUUAUCAAAGAGGGAACUUUGAAAGAACAGAUGAAAAGGUCAAUGUUCUACGAGAUGACACUAGAACAAACAUGGGAGCAGAUUUUUGAAUGUGAGAACAAUUAUCGCGAAGGAAAUACUGUGUCUGUCAAUGUUGUAGUUGUGAAAGAAGUUGUCUUAGUUGCUCAAAGGGAAGCUGUGUGGGAUGAGAGAAAAGUGGUUGAUGGGGCUAUAUGGUUUACAGGUUUUGGUGAUGUAGGAGAAGAAAUAAAAUUGGGCUUGAGUUUAGUAAUUGUUGAGAGGAUGAAAUGGGAGCAAGAAAGAGCUGGGUGGAUUGGUGGGGAAGAAAGGCAAGUGUGGGUGAAGAGAGUAGAAGAGUUUGGAGGGAUUGGCGGGUGGAAAAGAUUUGGUUGCUAUGUAUUGGUAGAGAAGUUUGUGUUGAAAAGAAUGGAUGGGAGUGUGGUCCUGACCUACUCUUUCAAUCACACACAUCAGAUUAAGAGCAAAUGGGAAUGAGAUUAUGUCAUACUUCUGAAGCAUUCAGAAAAUUCCAAUUUAUCUUGUUAUUGUGUAUAUGUUAAAAACUAUUAUGGGUGUUUUC
Cornus florida is the source of this 1249-nucleotide messenger RNA. RefSeq lists its product as uncharacterized. The transcript has 2 exons. Bases 1 to 1164 code for a protein of 387 amino acids. The record is from RefSeq and is a predicted model, not a curated record. Lineage: Eukaryota; Viridiplantae; Streptophyta; Magnoliopsida; Cornales; Cornaceae.